GAAAAUAAAAGUGUGAGGGAAGAAAAAUCAGAAUGAAGAAAUUAUAUUAAGCCAUUAGAUGAGACAGAGUUUGUUAUAUUAAUUAGGAGUUGAAAAGUUGAUUUGAAGAGUGAAAAAAUGCGUAGAGAAGGUGAAGGUGAGAGAGAGAACGUGCCUCAACUAACUGCAAGUUCCACCAGGAGAAGGUUGAGAACGAAAUUCAGACCAGACCCUUUCUUGUCACUAUGCAGAUGCUUCAGCUUCCUUGUCAUUCUCUCUUCCUUUUUCUGCAUCGCCGUUAACGUCCUCUCUGCAAUUCGCUCAUUCAAAAACCAAUCCGAUAUCUUCGAUGGCAUAUUUCGGUGUUACGCCGUUUUCAUAGCGUGCUUCGGGGUUCUGGCUGAGACGGAAUGGAGCUUCAUCAUCAAGUUCUGGAAGGUUAUAGAGUAUUGGGUUGCCAGGGGUUUGCUGCACAUUUUUGUUGCAGUCAUGACUAGGGCCUUCCCUGACUAUAGUGGGGAGCGAAAAGAGCUGAUAGUUCUUCAGAGCAUAGCGUGCUAUAUGCUUCUUGCUUGUGGCGUAAUUUACGUUGUGUCGGGAGUUCUUUGCAUUGGUUUUCUGAAACGUUCCCGCCAGAAGCAAGAGAUAUCCAGAGAGCAAGCAGAAAAGGAUCUUGAGGAGUUGGAACGCCGUAGAGAAGAACUUGAGCAACUGCUUAUUACAGAAUAGGUUGAAGCUUUUGAAAGUAGUGCUGAAAUUGUCUCAUUUCGCACCGAACAAAACCUCCACGGGCAACAACCUAUGAAUACCGGUUUAUGGCAGUGCUGUUGGCUACUACUGUAAUACUUUUUCAUUCUAUGAAACAAAUUAAUUGCAUUCUUUAAGGGAAAAUUGACCUGUUGUGUAAACAUGUAGAAGUAAUAUUCGAAAAGAUUCCUCAUGACCAAUGUUCAGAUAAACUCUUUACCAUACAUUAGUUCCUGUAGCAAGAAUUAU
Messenger RNA from Vigna unguiculata (cowpea), 975 nucleotides. RefSeq lists its product as uncharacterized. The record is from RefSeq and is a predicted model, not a curated record. Lineage: Eukaryota; Viridiplantae; Streptophyta; Magnoliopsida; Fabales; Fabaceae.